CUCGACCUCUUCUGGGAAUUAGCAGUUCCCUCUCCGCGCGAAAGGACGGAGGCAGCUUGCCGCUUGGUGCGCCAUGUGCUUCAGGAGGGGCCCCCUGAUGCUGCCGAUGCCGCGGCAACGCAAGCCAAGGGGGCCCCUCCGGGAGCUGACCAGCUCCCCGGGGUUGCUGCAGCGGAUGCGUACAAAAUGAGGCCCUUUAUCAAGCCUUCUGCUGAAGAAGAAGGCGGGGCAGUGCCCUACGAUCUCCAGUACGCCGCGAAUCGGCUGUUUCAAGGCCUCGCCUCCCCCAAUGCAACCGCGCGCGAUUCGUACGCGCUGACGCUGCUCCUGUUGCUGCAGCAACUGCAGCAACUGCAAGACCAAAGGGCGCACCCUCCGCUAGGAGGGGGGACUGCUCGAGCCGAUUUAUGCGCUUUUGCCCAUAAUAUACGCCGUGUCUUCUCUGUAAAAGGGGUGCCACUCUCCGAGCUGAAGCGAAACCACCUUGCGCGAUGUUUGGCUACUUACAUCCUCGUAGGCCUUGGCUUCUUCAGACGCAAGCAGCUGUCUAGGAGGCGCUCAUGCCAGUUCGCUCUUCGUGUGGCUGUGGCUGCUGCCUCCGUGCAGAGUUUGCCAGAGGUGCCAGAGACGUUCGAGAUGCUGUUUGAGUGCUUCAAUGCAAAGCUGCACCUUCAGGAAAUCUCAGGAUGCCUCAUUGUUCAAGUCACGAGGCAGCUCGCUCACCCAAAAUUUACCAGCGCUCGUCAACUUCCUCGUGGACACGGCGGGGGCCCACCCACGCCUCCACGGACUAUGGGGAGCCGUCAUGCGGCUCCUGCUUUUGCAGAGGUAUGCAUGCGAAUUGACGACUACGCCAGCCGGCCUUGCAGCUCUCCUUCCCUCUCAGCCUGUGGCACUGGCUGCUUAAGCCUCUGCGCCUUCCGCCUCCCACAGCGUGCCUCGUGCAUGGAUGCCCUCAGGAGGUCUGGAAGAUUCUCGAGCUGUGCGCCUUCUGCUUGCCUCAGGCACGCUCUGGAGACCUUCAAGCACCUGUGGACUGCCAUAGAUGUACAGCUUUUUCCGCCGAAGACGCGGGGAGCGCAUGCUGCUCAGAAGGCUGUAGAGGGGCCAGAAGGCGGGUCGUACAGGCCCGCAGAGCACCAUCAGAGCUUGCAGAAUGCGUUUGUCGGCCUUCGUGCGGCUUUGCUGGUUCUGUGGUAUAUCAAGCACAAACUGGUGGCAGGGGGAGAAGGUCGAGGGGGAGGUGACAAAGAGGGAGCGGAGGAGGAUAGAAAGGCGCAGCUCCAGCAAAUGGCCGUUGCCGUGUUCACGGAGGGCAAGGGCUUUCUGAGGGUCUUUAUCGCCCACUUGGAGUGUACGUACACCUCGGCAGGUUGUGCUGCCGCUGUUGCCGCGCGUUUCUUUGCCGAGCGUCUGGAGGAACUCUUUAGUCCGCAAGGGCAGUUGGCUGCCUCGCGAGGGCACCCUCUAUCUAUAGAGGCCCUUGCAGGUGCAAGAAGUGCUGCAGGCAACGGCCGAGACACGCUGCGACUGCAGAAGCUGCCCCUGGUUUGCAGGCUCAGCUGCGGCUGUCACACAGAUCCUUACAUGCACGCGCUUUUGGAGCCGUUGCUGGGGGAUGUUUCGGAUGAAGGCCGGCAUUUUGCACGUAGGUGGCUUGUAGCUGUCGCGGCGAGUUUGCGGGAAGCGCUUGUCGUUGCUGCUGGUGCCGCUGUCGGCGCCUCUGCCACUGUGCCCGGCGGAAAGGGGCUGGCGUCUGUGGGGGACGUUGUAUCGACCUCGUGUGGACAAUUCGGCGAUGAUUUUUCAUGCCUGAGAUCUCCGCUGCCUCUUACUCCCGAAUCGCGUGUCGCCCUGUUGCUGGCCUUCGGCGCUGCUUGCUGGUUUCGUCCCCUAAAGCGGCAGUCCCUCUGGAGGCCCUUAGAAGUGCAAGGGUACUGCAGGGGAAAACGCACUGGGCGUUAUCUAGCUGCCUGCGUGUCGUCUGUUGCUGUGGCUGCUAGUCAGGAUUUAGUCUGCGCGUUAGGGCAGCCGAACGACAUUGCCUUUCAGGGCGUGCCGUUGUGUAGCAUUUGUUUCUUGUCCGCUGAUGCUGAGCACUUCGAGACCCUCGCCAAGCGGCUCGUGGCAGCCCUCAAUGGGAACGUGGCGACACAGAGCGGUCCUUCCGAGGUGAGCCCAUCGUCUGCGGCGGGCAGGGGCCAGGGGCCCCUAUUUGCCGCGUUUUGCUUGUGUUUCUUCCCUCAACCGCUCUACUCCCUCCAUCCAAGUGUCGUUCUGUGCUUCCCGUUGUUGCCUCAGGACCACCAAGGCUUUGCCAGGCGCAGAGCUUCCUGGCUUAUCGACUGCCUAUUGCUGCUGCCGCAGCUGCCGCGCCUGCAGCACGGGGAGGGCAGCCGCGUGCUCCUGCCGGACUGGUUCUUAGCUGCUGGUCUGUGCUCCUCCUUCUUCUCCGUUGCGUGUGGGUCGUCGAGGACGGGAGCGGCCUCGGAGAAUCCCCCCGUUAUGGCGAUGGUGGUGGAUCGCACCGAGCUGCCUUCCUUACCCCACGCAGAGCCGCCAGAGGGAGUGGAGGAGGAGGCACUGCCGUUCGAUCCAGCGCAACAAAUGCCGCAGCUGUUCCUGUUUGGCUCGGGGGACGCUGCCAAAGGAACGCGUCCUGAAGCUGCUGCUGCAGGAGCUGCUGCUGCAGCGCGUAUGCGCAUGCACGGAAAGAUAUGCCAAGUGCUAGGAAGUGCAUGCAGCAGUGCCAUGGAGCGGUACACCAGGGGCCCUCUCGCAGGGGCCUCGGCAGGAGAUUCCGCGGACUUUGUGCAGCAGCUGCACAGGGCGCAUGCAUUGGUUUAUAGCCUGUGGCGUAGGGGAACUACUGCCAAGGCGGGGAAGCCUUGGCUGGAGCUGCAGGCAAGGGCCCUCAGCCCGGUGGAGGGGCAGCGCGAAACGAAGAUGAAGGCAAGAAUCGCUGCAAGCGACAGUCUCUCCGCAUUGAUUGAAGGGGGAUCUGAAGAGCAGGAAAAGCUCUUCUCGUUUUGCUUUUUUGCGUCACAGCAAGGAGCUGCUCUGGCAGCAGCUGCAACCAGGACGCCGCCGCUCAUCCACGAGCAGGUGCACUGUGGAUUUAAUGCAGCAGCCCAUGUAUUGGGUACUGCAACAUGUGCGCUAUCUCUGGUGCCGUAUCUGCCGUCUGUUGGGGCUGAUGGAAUGGGCGAAGGGGAAGAAGACGGAAGGGACGAUCUGUUUGGUGCCUCAGCUGAGCAGGAUUCACAGCCGGCUGCUGCUGCGGCGGCGGCAGCUGCACGUCGGGAAGAGGCGGAAGAGGCCCUGGAAGCUUCCGUGCAUGCGCUGCAGCAGCUGCUGAAGCUGGUGCCCCCCAUUUAUGCCUUUUUGAAGGAGGGCAACCCUGAGAGCAAGGAGGCUGCGGUUUCUGCGCAAGCGAAGGCGGCGGCAGUGAGCUGUACGCUGCUUCUCUUAGGCGGAAAUUCGGCAAUUAGCGGACUGCUUCGCGAAAUCGCCGGAGCCUUGUGGAGAUCGCUUUGCUGCUUCGCAAAGCGCAAGACCCUCUACAAGCUUCUCGCCGUUGCCUCAGCGUCCUCGGGGGAAGCAAGCACCUCUUCUGCAGACAGUGGAGAGGAAGAUCCUUCGGAUGAUGAGGACGAGACGGCAGCAGCAGAAGAAGAAGAAGAAGACGGAGAAACAACGAAAUAUUGCGCGAAGCGUUGUGCUAGAAAAUCGCAGGCGGCGUUGGAGGAAGAAGAAGGUGUCGAAGUGGCGGCGUCUAUGGACGAGGACGGAGACCCCUCGGCAAUUGAGCUUUCCCCUGAAGCAGCACUGAAAGCACUUGCUGAUGAGAUGGCGCUACCCGGUGAGCCUAUACACACGUGCGCGCUGAAUGUCAGGGGGGAGGGUGGGGGUGCGUACUGUCCUCCUGGGGGGUUCAAGCAACGCGGCAUGCUAUCUCAAAGGAAGCUGCUCUUACGGCAGCGGCAGCGAUUAGGCGAGUUGCGGCUAAGGGCUCUGGCGGCGCUCCAGGUGUACGUGGAUAGCAACAGUCGCAGCGUUUUGUCUCUUGAGGUGCUGACCGGUCUGUUUGCUGCUUUCAGUAGGGUGCUGGUGCAGGCCGCGCAAUCCAGACAGAGACAACAGAAGCUUGCUGUGUAUGAUGACCUUGCAAAGAAGAUUAAAAGGGCCAUUGAAACGGCGCUCAAUGCUGUUGCUCAGUCCUGGCACGCCCCAGCAGAAGGAGCUGCCAGGGGGUGUGGUGAUGGCAGCAGAACGAAGCCGCAGGUGUCGUUGCCCCCCCUCCUGCCGUCUCUCGAGGAGAAGGACCGCUUGCGCUGCUUGCUGGAAGGACUGAGCAAGAAUCCUGCUGCCGCUACAUCGGACAGUGGCGUGUGUCGCAUGGAGGUGGCAAUGGGAGGCUUCGGGGAUGACGAGCAGCGCAGAGUCAUCGGGUGCUCCCUGUGGGUAAUGCUGGCGGAGUUGAUGGGAAGUGUGCUGCGUUGUUGCAGCCGCAAAUUGCCAUUGCAGCUCGCAACACAAAAUCAGUCGCUUGGAGUAGAGAUGCUUCUAAGGAUGCACAAGCUUGAAAGCCACGUAGAUGCGUAUUGCGGGCUCGUCAAAGAGAUGCCUUCGCCUGCCAGCCAAACGGCAAGGCUAAUCUCAGCGCCCUCCGUAGUACACCCUUCUAUCCUUUCUCAGUUCGUUGCAGUAUCGGUUGCAGCGCGUGCCAGACUCCGUCGCUGCCAUUUGGGAGGGCCUUUCUUCAUGACUGUGGCAGAGCGACGGCCGGAUGCCUUUUAUAGCUGCGAUCUUUUCGAGUCGGCGCGCGUGUCUCGCUCUCCUUUUGUUAGACGCGAAUUGACACAGGUGGCCUUGCAGGUGUGCAGACGUGUCGAGACGGCUGCGCUUGCGGACGCCGCUGCUGCUGCUGCUGUGGCAGCUGCUGAAGAGGGUCAACAUUCGCAGCGCACUGUCAACAGGCAGUUUAUCCUGAGCUGCCUUCUCACCAAAGGGCACGCUGCAGAUGGCGAAGUGCUCCCACACGUUAGGGGAGCUGCUGCAGAGGCUGCUGCUGUCCUUGUAUCAGGGCAGCAGGCUCUCCCCAAGCAGGCGCUGCGUUCUCUGGCGGAUUUCGCUGUCUACAGCUUGCGGGGACUACUGGAGCUACUUAGAGACAUCGCUACAGCGACGGUAAUGCCAACCCCCCCGCAGCAAGAGGGGCCAGAGGACCGCAAGACGCAUGCGAAGCAGAGGAGGCAGCAGAAGGCAGAGGAACAAGAGACAAACGCGCUGGAUGAGGCUGCGACGUCUUGCCUCUUCAGCAGCGCUGCUCAGAAGCAGAUGGCAAUCCGCGAAGAGAUGAAGCACCUCCAGCAGUUGCUGCAGAUUUUCCUUCGUCGGUCUAGACCCCAGUCCAAUGUCUCCGAAGAGAACGUCAGACAGUUCGAGGCAUUUCCGAAGAAGCUGCAAGUCACUCUCGGCCGCUCUGUGGAGGAAAUUCUGCAGCAGGCUGCCGCAGCAGCAGGCGACAACAAGUCGGAGCGCCUUGCGAGUUCGAUCUGCGCACUUAUCGCGCGAGCAACUGAGGCAGAGGAGAAGCCCUCUCAUGAUACAGCGGCAGCAAGCAUAGAGGAACGAGACACUGCCCCGCGAGAAGCUCAGAGGCCCCCGAAAAGGCACAAACCAUCACCAGCUACCCAUUGA
Molecule: messenger RNA, 5703 nt
Organism: Cyclospora cayetanensis
Lineage: Eukaryota; Apicomplexa; Conoidasida; Eucoccidiorida; Eimeriidae
Exons: 12
Biological process (GO): regulation of DNA-templated transcription
Cellular component (GO): nucleolus
Molecular function (GO): transcription factor binding; DNA binding
Source: RefSeq, a predicted model, not a curated record